Molecule: messenger RNA, 412 nt
Organism: Diorhabda sublineata
Lineage: Eukaryota; Metazoa; Arthropoda; Insecta; Coleoptera; Chrysomelidae
Gene: MFK3-6
Exons: 2
Coding region: 170-412 (80 amino acids)
Source: RefSeq, a predicted model, not a curated record
CAUCAGUGCCUUUGAAAUAUUACAAAACGGUUUUGACAUCUACCCCACUGCAAUUAUUCGUUUUUGACCUUAUUAUUUUUUUUGUAUAAAUAAACAAAAAUUGUUCGAUAUGUUAUCAUUUGAUUGAACCUCUUUAAAGUACAAGAAAAACGGUUGAAUUCGAUUCAAAAUGUUCCCGAAAUUGUUCAUCUUUGCUGCAAUCGUGGCUUUAGCUUUUGCUUCUCCAGUCGCCGAACCAAAAGCUGAUCCCAAACCGAGUUUAAUUGCUGCUGCGUAUACCGCACCGGUUGUAGCUGCACCUCUAACUACUUAUUCCUAUCCAUAUGCGUAUGCUAGUUACGUAGCACCAUCAGUUUACAGCGCCGGUUUGACCGCAUAUUCGCCUUAUACUGGAUCUUAUGUAGUUGUUUAA